Rhodofomes roseus is the source of this 3231-nucleotide messenger RNA. RefSeq names its product Pleckstrin homology domain-containing protein. The record is from RefSeq and is a predicted model, not a curated record. Lineage: Eukaryota; Fungi; Basidiomycota; Agaricomycetes; Polyporales; Fomitopsidaceae. The transcript has 5 exons. Gene Ontology annotation, molecular function: guanyl-nucleotide exchange factor activity. The coding region runs from base 1 to 3231 and encodes 1076 amino acids.
AUGGUUGCUGCGCCCUUGCCUGUAGUCUCGAGUCACGACGCCUCCGACGAUGAAGCCGAGUGCCCCGUCUGCCUCGAGCCCCUUAGCUUCAGCUUCCGGCUCCCAGGAGAGAAGCCUCACAUUGUCCCCGAGUGCGGACACGCGCUGCAUGAGGCGUGUUUCACCGCCGUAUAUGGCCCACCACCAGGGCCCUCGAGAGCUGGCACCGUGAUCCGAAAGACCAAUCUGGGCGUGUGUGGUGUGUGCAGACGGCCGAUGAAGGUUGGGGACGGGGAUGGUGGUAAAUCAAACAAGCUCGCUGCUCUGACAGGCAUGGGUGACCCGAAUGAGCCGUCCAUGUUUCCUGGAAGACAUACUCCAUCCUCGCUUCGGUCGUACAACUCACGGGCCCAUAACCAGGCGAACAAGCCUUAUGACCCCACGGAAGACGAUCCAAUCGAACACGCGGCCAAAUGGGGCCAGGGUGAUAACGCGCAGGAACAGUCCCACUACAUUGUGGCGCCAUCCAUUCAAGUGCGCUCGGAGUUCGCAACAAUCACCCGCACGCCGGAGCAGAGCCAGCCGCUAACAUGCAUUGUCGUCAUCGAGCUGCCCGGCAAGCGGCAGAACACACACGUACCUGGGGCCACCAUGCCGAUGUCCGAGUCGUUCUCCCAACGGAGUGGCGGCAGCGGCAGCACAUACCAGGACAACCAUUCACUCCGCGAGAACUCGGUGCAUGACUACCAUCCACAACACCACCGGUCCUUGGACCAGCACUCGCAGCAGAUGUCUCCGACAUCAUCGCAGCAGGCGAUGCUGCCUCCUCCAUCAUUCGAGGAGACACACCAGGAUUCCCCGUUCAUUGCGAUUACGCGGGACUUGGAGUCACGGAUCAUCGACUGGAAGGGCCACCCGCUCUCGGGGCUCGGACCGCUGCAGAUGUAUGACCUUCUCUCGGUCCGGAGAGACGCGAUGGUGCGCGAGUUCUUCGUCUACCUCUUCAGAGAGGCGAUCAUCUGUGUCGUGGAGGAGAAGAAGCGAUCACUCGGGCGAUUGCUGUCCUCUGCGUCGGGUGCGGCGUCCGCGUUGGGCGAUGUCGCGGGGCAGAACCCACCACAGAAGGGCGUAUUGCGGCUGAAAGGCCGCAUCUACAUCCGGCAUAUCAAGCACGUCACCGACACUAGUGUCGCCGGCGAGCUCAGCUUGACCAUUGACAUGGAGGAUGAGCGACUGGACUCGUUCAUCUUGAUCUUCAAAGACCGGUCCUCGCUGGAGACGUGGAAGGCGCACAUCCAGUCUCUGGUUGCCGUGUACCAACAGCAAAGCGCUGCAGCCGGGGCACGCGAGAAGAUGGGGUCGCUACCGGGGCCAGACUUGGAAGAGUUCGGCGGGAGCCAGAAGGCGAUGCGCAUGCUCAGCGGCAGCACGACGGGCACGACGGUGAGCACGACGGACAGCCUCCUCCUCAACGGCUCGGCGCGCUCAACGGUAUCCUCGCACACGUCGUAUGGUUCGAAUGGGCCCCCGCCUGUCUCGCGUGCGCCGGGUAUGUCUCCGCAGAUGCAGCACAAGCUUAGCACGCUCGACGAGGACUCCGAAUUUGGCAGGUACGGCUCGCCGACGCCGCUCGUCGCACCCCACAUGUCCGCGGGCCCGAGCAACUCGCUGCAGCCGCUCCCGCACCCCCCGCUCGACCUUAUCCUGGUUAUAUCCGUGCCCUCGCCAAGCGCGACGCCAAGCACGGCCGCGCUCAAGAUUCGCGUCAUCCGUGCCUCGCUGGACUUCAUUAUCGCCUCGCUGGCGCCGAAGGACCGGCUCAGCCUCGUCACGUUCGAGGUUGGCAUUGGCGGCCGGGUGAGGAAGACGCCGUUCCUGAGCACGGGCAAGCCCGCCAGCCGCACCAGGCUGAAGAAGUUCGUGGAUGAGAUCGGGUUCAGGGAUGAUGGGAUGCAGCGCGAGGACGAGUUCCUGGUCCGUGCGUCGCAAGAUGACAAGACCGACGUUGUUACUGCAGUCAACCAUGGUCUCGAUGUGGUCCUGCAGCGGAAGUCGCGCAACCCGGUGACGGGCAUGAUCCUUGUCAGCGAUACUGCCGACACGACACGGCGAGCGCAGAUGGACCUCGUGCUCGCACGUACAGAGGCCGCCAACGUCCCCAUCCACUCGUUCGGCUAUGGCCGCUCGCACGACCCAGCAUCUCUCUGGCUCAUGUCGAAUCAUACAAGCGGUACAUACACGUUUGUGAAGGACUGGUACGACCUCCGUGACUGCCUUGCUGGCUGCAUCGGCGGCAUGAUGUCGAUCGGUCUGCUUCAUAUGAAGCUGCAUAUGAAGAUCGUCGACGGACAGCGCUUCCGCAUUCGGAAGAUCUCCGGCGGUCCUAUGGCUAUCCUCUCCUCCGAUGGGCGCGACGUCGACGUUGAGCUCGGCGAGCUGCGGUAUGGCGAGCGCAAGGAGAUGCUCGUUGAGCUCGAGCUGGACAACAGCGACAUCGCGCAGAUGACGCACGUUCGGCAGCCGACAGCGCCUUCACAGUCGCGCCCCCUCGACGCGACCGACCAGUUCAUGGGUCGGAUGGGUCUCGAUGCGCUGUCGAUUGCAGAUCUGCCUGACCUUGCAGAUGGGAUGAUGGACCGCAUGAUUGAUGAGGUCCCUGUCUUCGAGGUCGAUGGCUCGUUCUUCGAUCCUGCCGCGACGAAGCACGUCUCGCGUCUCGCCCACCCUGUUCUUCUCACUGUGACCCUCCUCCCGAACACCGGCAGCCGCCCGCGCACGCCCGCCGCGACCGGCUCUGACCCAGUGAUCGUCCGCCGCAGGAUGGAGCUGCUUGCGUCGGACAUGAUCACGAGGGCACUUGUCCUGGUGUCGAGGAAGAAUCUGCCGCAGGCACAAAAACUGCUCAGCGAGACCCGCCGCAUCCUGCAUACGGUUCUGCAGAACAUCACACAGUCACUACCUCCGCCCAACCGCGACGGCGGCACGAUGAGGAACCGCAAGGAGAUCCUCACGUUGAGUGCUGUGCGGGCUAUACAGUCGAUCCUUCAGGACAUGCAGGUUCUGUCGGAGGCGCUCGAAGAGAAUCCAGACGUCUUCGGGCAUGACCAGCGCAACUUUGGGGCUCAACAGGCCAUGGUCCUCCGUGACCAGAAGUGCUGGAGUGGCCGAAGUGCCAUUGAAAGACUGUUCUGGACGAUCGACAACUCGAUUGAACUCGUCGCCCGAAGUACUGACUGGGUCGCCCGUGACUAA